AAGCUUCGACCUUAGAGUUCAAGUCGGCGACGGAUUCCGUCGAUGCGAGGCCUUCACCGCCGCCAAGCUCCUGGCGCCGGUGGCCGCGAGCUUCAGGGGAGACCCCAUCCUCUCUCCCUCCCAGAUCCACCACGCACACCUCGCCUCGCUCACGCCUGCUCCGCUCCGUGCCCCCGACGCUCCGUGCCCUCGCGCCUGCGCCUGCUCCGCUCCGUGCCCCCGACACCCCUGCUCUGCUCCGCCAUGGAGGAUGCGCUCCGCCAUGGAGGAUGCUGCUCCACCCCGCCAUGGAGGAUGCUGCUCCACCCCUGCGCCGCUCCGUGCCCCCGACGCUAUGGAGGACGCCGCUCCACCCCUGCUCCAGCCUCAAGGUUCUGAGGCAUCAUCUUGUGGAGGACUCAUGUUAAGAUCAAUCCCAAACAUCAUUGCGGCGGUGGAGCACUUGCUCAGCAGCAGCAACAACAGAGGCGGGGGCGGGGAAUACCAGCAGCAACAGAGGCGAGGGCGGGCGCGACCGGAGGAGGGCCAGCACGGAGAGGAAGACCCUGGGCUUGCAGGAGAGGUUGAGCAGGGCCAACGCGGCGAUGAAGACCCUGGGCCAGAGCAGCGACGAAGACCCAGCGCCGCGACGGCGUCCAAAAUUGUCCGCGGCGACGGCGGCCAAGGCGGACCAAAUCGAGGACCUAGUCGUCGAUUUACUGCUUCUUGGCAUGAUUCAGAGGGAGGUGACGAAGAGGAAGAACUUUAGGAGCAAUCCCGCUGCUCAGGUAGGCGAGGGCACACCCAUGGCGGCUACGCAGCUGGGCGGCGGCGCAAGGCGCCUCCGUGAAGGUCCUGCGCGUCUCCUCCGCGACGACGCAGGUCGUCUCCUGCACAGGCGGCUGGGUCCUGCGACGCGCGGAGACUCUCUCUGGGUGCUCAGGAGAACGGGGGAGGAAGACGGGGGAUGGUGGCCGGAGCCGGCGACGCGCGAGCGACGGUGGAGAAGUGAGGAAGGAGACGGGGGCGUUUUUCAAAUGAUUCAAAAGUAUAAGGACAUGUUUGCAAAAUGCAUAAUGUACAGCAGCCGCGACAUCUAAAUCCGAACGGAGG
Triticum dicoccoides is the source of this 1092-nucleotide messenger RNA. RefSeq lists its product as uncharacterized. Bases 251 to 748 code for a protein of 165 amino acids. Lineage: Eukaryota; Viridiplantae; Streptophyta; Magnoliopsida; Poales; Poaceae. The transcript is spliced from 3 exons. The record is from RefSeq and is a predicted model, not a curated record.